AUGUUAUCAGUCAGGCUUUUCUUCACACUUUACCCACCAUCUAAUGUUCUAUUAAACUCUGAUUGUUUAGUCAAAUUAUGUGAUUUUGGGUUGACGCGUUCACUAACCAAUACUACUGGAAAUCGUGCAACAUCUGUCGAAUCAUUUGUGGAUGGAGAUGAUGAAUAUGAGAAUCCUGGUUUAACAGAGUACGUAGCUACACGUUGGUAUCGUGCACCAGAAAUUCUGCUAGCUUCAAAUUGUUAUACAAAAUAUGUGGAUAUGUGGAGUUUAGGAUGUAUAUUAGAUAUUGAGUGCCUUCGUUCAGACUAUGGUAGAUCAGUAUUGGAGAAAGCGUUGCAAAAACCUCAUCACCCCUUAGAAACAUUAUUUCCCAAUGAUACGGAUAAACAAGCCUUUGAUUUACUUAAAAAGUUAGUUCAGCUAAAUCCAGAGAAGCGUUUAACAGUUGAACAGGCGUUACAUCAUCUUUAUGUGAAAAGAUUUCGUGAUCCUUCAUCUGAAAUCGUACUAAACCAUUCAGUUACUCCCAUUCUAAGUGAUGCUAAACAGCUGAGUGUGUCAGAUUAUCGUCAGAAACUAUAUGAGAUAAUUAUGGAGAAGAAAGCUCAACACAAAAUUCGAAAAUUGCUCCGAUCAGUAGAGUUGAACGGAAAUGCUGAAAAUUUAUCGACCUCAGUUGAAGCAUCUUUUUCUGAACAUUGUGAAUCAGAUCGAGAUCCUGUCAAAAAACAACAUGACAACACUUUUCGAUCCAGAAACCAACAAUGUUUUUUUGAUGCAAACGAAAUGAAAUCAAACUCCUAUUCUUCACAAAACCGAAGUCUUACAAAGUAUCGUCAUAACGGCUCCAUAUCAUCGUUGAGUCAUGUGAUUCAUUCAAAUAAUAAUAGUGCAUUCGAAAAUGAACAUACUUCUAAGUCUGUUACCCAACUAAAUCCCACACCUACUUCUCUACCAAGCUCAAACAAUACCUCACAUAUGACUAGUAGUAAAGCUACAAAUAAUUUGUCUACUCAAUUAAGCAGACAUGCUUCAAUGCCUGGUUCAACUUCAAACACAGGAAAAUACACACCUCAAUCGAUAUCAAACUCAGGGAAAAAUAACCAUACCCAGUUAAUGACCACUAGUAUGAGCAGAGAGAUAAAUAAUCCUGUUAUCGUUAGAAGCAAUAAAAAUGCAAGUGCAGUAAGAAAUACUUCUGUACACGUAAGUCAAUUUUCAUAA
This is a messenger RNA of Heterobilharzia americana, 1227 nucleotides long. Lineage: Eukaryota; Metazoa; Platyhelminthes; Trematoda; Strigeidida; Schistosomatidae. The record is from the annotation of a GenBank genome assembly.